Messenger RNA from Symbiodinium necroappetens, 1989 nucleotides. Lineage: Eukaryota; Dinophyceae; Suessiales; Symbiodiniaceae. The record is from the annotation of a GenBank genome assembly.
AUGGGGGACAUAACAUUCGACGCGUGCGUCGCGAUGUGGGGCGAAGUUGCCUACCUCCGCCGUGCUGGUCGCAAGUUGAAGCUACUGGUUGAGGACGUGAAAAAGAGGAAGCAUAUUGUUGCCAGUUUGCCCAGUAUCAAACUUAACAAACAGCUUCUUCGUCCGUUGACAAUGGAGAUGGCACGACAAGGGCGGAUCAGCAAACCUAUAGAUGCAAUCAAGGAUGCUUUCGCUGCAUUCUACAAAAGCCAGAUCGAAGAGGACGAGGAUUGCAAUGUCGAGUCUCGAGAGACGGAAAUCAAGAUCACCCGGCUGGCUUCAGGACGCUGUGCGCUUGAAAAGAGUAAGAGCGGCUCGCGAAAGCCACUCGACGACUGCGCGAUGGGGGACGAGGAGUUGCGUGAGGGUCUGCAGAAGGCAGAUCGCCAGCGGUCGGAUGGUCAUAGGUCUCGUUUGGAUUGCCUUAAAGCCCCGCCGAAAGCAUUUCUUGACAAAGCACUCGGCUUCCCGCUAGAUGAGGAAGCCCUGAAGGUGCAUUUCAAGAAGAAGCAAGAAGCUCGCGAGGCUGCACGGGCAUUGCAGGACGAGCCACCGGAGUCGGCUGAGCCGGCAAAGCCAGCACCAGCCCCGGCAGCUGAGUCAACUCAGCUGGACACUGCAAGUGUUUCUGAGCAGGGCUUCCCCUCCGAGGAAGCUGAGCGGGUUGAGCCAGGACCGCCUCCUUCGACGUAUCCUGACGUCGAUCUUUCCACACCGAAGAAGCCCAGAGGCACCCCAUUGCAGGAAUCGGCCGACAAGAAGCGCCAACAAUGGGCUCGACACGGCCUCACGCAGCUGGCUGGAGUGGAUCCGGAUACUCUUCGUGCGACGUUGAGCUCUUUGCGGGCAAGUCCGCCGGCUUCAGCGUCCGCCGGAGCUAUCGGAAAUGAUGCAGCUUUUGCAGGCGGGAUGGACAACUUGGAGACACAGGCUGCCAGAGUGGUGACUCGCAAAGAUCAGUUGGCUUUGUCUGCGGGUAAGAAGGACAAAAACGCAGAGAAUGAUGCUGAAGUGUCCAAACCUGCAGGGAAAAGAAAGAAUGGUCCCGGCAGCCACUUUCGACGCGGAAUGUCGAAGAAGCGACUUCUCUCGCGCAUGAUGAGCUUCCGGUCCAAGAGCGUCGAGACAGCUGCUGCCUCGCGCACAGGUUGCGGGAAGUCUGGCAAGAAUGCCACUGGUCCUAGGGAUGGCAGCAAGACUGCCAAGGAAGGCGGCAUGCGUGGCAAAUCGGCCAAAGCUGGCAGCAAGGCUGUCAAAGAUGAUGAUGGCAGCAAGCCUGCCAGAGGUCGUGGCAACGCCGCCAAACAUGGUGGCAGCAAGCCUGCCAGAGGUGGUCGCACGGAGGCUGCCAAAACUGGUGGCAGCAAGCUUGCCGAGAUUGCCGAAGCGAAAACGGCCACGAAGCCUAAGGCCAAAGCCAAAGCUGGCAAGCGUGCUAAGCCUUGUGAGGAGGAGCCUUGCGAGGAAGGUGCGGAAUGGCCGAAUCCGGAGACUGAUGGCAGCGAGCCACCACGUCGGAUUCGCAGGAAAACGCCCGCUUCGGAGGUUGAGCCUCCGUGUGCUACGGAGGAGGCGGAGGAGCCUGAGGGAGACGAAGACGUAGAAAAGAAGCCGAUUUUUGCUAGACGGUAUCGGCCGGGGGCACGGCCCCUGAAUGCUGCCCGGUGGGAUGCGAUCAGAGAUGCCUACAACGAGCGAGUGAGGCCUUUCGUGUACAACCACACGAAGACGGAGGAUGUGUUUUGGAUGUACAUUCAGAACAAGCUCAAGGAGCAUGGCGAGAAUGUCACUGCCGAGGAUUGGCCAAGCAGGGCUAUGAACUUUACAUGGGAGUUCUUGCGCGAUGAUGCUGUGAGUAAGCCGUGGUCGCACGAUGGAGAGUAUUUCUUUAACGGAUCCAAGCGUUUCACGCGCAAGCAAGUUCACCAGUGGCUUUUCUCAGAAGCGUGA